Ciona intestinalis (vase tunicate) is the source of this 1438-nucleotide messenger RNA. The record is from RefSeq and is a predicted model, not a curated record. Lineage: Eukaryota; Metazoa; Chordata; Ascidiacea; Phlebobranchia; Cionidae.
UAUGAAACACACAUAUGCGUUUUAAAUACCUCGGUAUACCAUUUGUCACAACAAGAUAGAUUUUAGGUAAGCAUCUAUUACACCAUGUCCGUUCGAUGCCAAUGCAUGACGCCUAUACUUACAAUAUAGCACCCAUCACCUCCUAUACGUCAUGAUUUUCCGGUUAAUUUAUAGACAAAAAUAUGCAACUUGUUAAACAUUUUACUUGUAACAAUUGUUAUUAAACUUCUCUGUAGCACUGUCGUUAAAUAUAGCGUUACAAAUGGUACCGCUGAUUUGAAAGCUAGUAUAGAAAACGAAAGUGUCGAUCUAUUCCAAGUAUGACGAUGUUUUGGCUGUUCUUAGUGGUUCUUAUUCUUUGGCCUGCAGGAUCGUUUCAGCAAAACAGAUAUUCAACUACUACUCAACGUUCUUCUGAUGUGACAAUUCAUUCAACAACAAGGAAGCAAAACCUAACAAUUAACUACAAAGUGUGUUUGAAUUGGAAACCUUAUCAUAUUAAGGCCACAGCGCAACCUAAAUAUAACACGGGGUAUGAGAAGUUUAACGUUACUGUUGUCCAAAUCAAUUUCUAUAACGCUGUGUUGGAACUUGAACGAAUUGAUCAAGAUUCAGGGUGGGGAGAAAUGCUCUUCACUGUGCAGUGGGCCAUCUACCAUGUAUCAGAUUACAUAACUUCAACCGCUACAGUGCAAUACCGUGUGGACUACGACACAGAUGUAAAAAUUUCAGGAACAUCAAAUGUGUCAGCGGUUUAUGGUGAAGGUUUAUCACCGUUGCCAGCAUUACAAAACAACUCACUAUUUCAACCACGUCUGUCACAAGAAAGGCAAAAUGGUCACAGGUUUUUGGUGUUUGAUAAAAACUUCAACAAUCUGAUUACCAGCCUGGAUCUGAAUCCUAAAGAUGGAGAAAACGACCUGGUUACUGUGUUUAUAGUUUACCGACGCGAUAUUUUAAUAAGUAAUUCGCCUACAUCUAAUGGGCUGUUCGGAGCAGAUGACAAUGAUUGGGACAAGUUAAUUUUAUUGACAAGCGACAAGCUGUAUGUUGCAGGCACUGUCAAUAUAAAUAUCGCAAUCUCUUCUUUCCCCACUAACGCAAACCCAAUAGCGUUUAAUAUCUGGAACGUUAUCAGUGUCCAAUGGAACUUAAAUGGCGGUGUCGAUGCUAGUAGUGUAUGGUGCAAUGGAAAGUUACUUCAAAGAUUUCAAGCAGAAUUAAGUCCAUCAGAUACAAGGUUUGCAAUGGGUAACAUAGGUCCAAACGGCGACCAUAACUUCCGAGGAGCGAUUGGUGAAUUCGUGCUUUUCAAAGGCACAGUUAUAACCGAUUACGAAAUGAAGAAGUAUCAGUUACACUUCAUUGAGAAAUGGGGAAUCAUAGCUGAUCCGAUCCCACUGUAAUGAUAUUGACCAAUACCUCUAAGUACAGCAUU